UUUUGUAAAUACAUGAGUUUGUUGGUGGUUGAUUGUGUUUUAGUUUCGACUUUUCAAUCAUCAAGUUUUUUUUUCAUUGCAAAUUGAAAUUUUUGUUUGAUUCUGGGAAUAAAAAAAAUGGCUGUUGAUUAUACAUUACCAAAAUCGGAAUUACCAUCACCGAUUCGUGUUUCACCAUUCAUUCGAUUUUGCCGUUGGAGUCUUCUCAUAGCCGGAGUUUUCUAUGGAAUGAAACGACAAAGUACAUUGGCCGAACGUGAACGUUUACAUCGUAUAAAACUUCGUGAACAAAAAAUCGUCUGGGAUGAAGAACAACGUAUAUUGGCUAAUCGUCGAACUCGAGAACAAUUAUUGGCAUUGGCCAAAGAGAUUAAUGUACCAAUACCGGAUGAUUUUGAUAAACAAUAUCCACCAGUAUAAAUGAUGGAAUUUAAUGAUUGAAUUGUCGUCUGAUUUUCAAAUUAGUGUUAAAUAAUAAUAAUAAUAAAGAGAAUGAAUAAAUCAAA
Messenger RNA from Dermatophagoides farinae (American house dust mite), 506 nucleotides. It is a transcript of the gene ATPsynE, whose product is annotated as ATP synthase, subunit E. The record is from RefSeq and is a predicted model, not a curated record. Gene Ontology annotation, cellular component: proton-transporting ATP synthase complex. Gene Ontology annotation, molecular function: proton transmembrane transporter activity. Gene Ontology annotation, biological process: proton motive force-driven ATP synthesis. NCBI's taxonomy places the organism in Eukaryota, Metazoa, Arthropoda, Arachnida, Sarcoptiformes, Pyroglyphidae.